This is a messenger RNA of Xenia sp. Carnegie-2017, 904 nucleotides long. RefSeq names its product charged multivesicular body protein 2b-like. Lineage: Eukaryota; Metazoa; Cnidaria; Anthozoa; Malacalcyonacea; Xeniidae. Gene Ontology annotation, biological process: late endosome to vacuole transport; endosome transport via multivesicular body sorting pathway; protein transport. The transcript has 7 exons. The coding region runs from base 135 to 731 and encodes 198 amino acids. Gene Ontology annotation, cellular component: multivesicular body; ESCRT III complex. The record is from RefSeq and is a predicted model, not a curated record.
GUGAAUAACACAGUUGUAAACAAACAUGGGCGCCCACAUACGUAAACCUAAAAUAGCCAAAUACAUCAUAGUUUGCGGCACUUAUUAAUAUGACAUUUGUAUCAUAACAGUUUGUAUCUUAACAGUUUUUCAAGAUGUCGAAACAGCAAUUGAGAGAACAGAAAAGGGCGAUGAAUCGUACCCAAAGAGAGUUGGGAAAGGAUAAAACAGCCCUGGAACGACAAGAGAAGCAACUGGAAAUGGAAAUCAAGAAAAUGGCAAAGCAAGGCAAUAAGCAAGCAUGUACAGUUUUAGCGAAGCAGCUCAUGCAAGUUAGAAAGCAGAAAGCAAGAAACAUGAAUACAAGUUCAAAAGUUAUGGGAAUGAGUCAUCAAAUACAAGCAAUGCAGUCAACAUCAAAGAUGGCCAACUCCAUGGCAACAGCAACCAAGACGAUGGGAGCAGUGAAUAAGCAAAUGAAUCCACAGGAUUUACAGAGAACAAUGCAUAACUUUGAAAAGGAAUCCAUGAAAAUGGAUAUGUCUGAAGAAAUAAUGAAUGAAACUCUCGACUCUGUUUUCGAUGCUUCUGAUGAUGAGGCUGAGCAAGAUGCAAUUGUCACUCAGGUUUUGGAUGAAAUAGGCAUUGAUAUGUCAAGCAAGUUACCCUCUGCUCCAAGAGGAGCCACAGCAUCAAAAGAUGAAGAUAGUCUUAAAGAUAUUGAGGCUCAGCUUCAACAAUUACGAUCAUAGUCACUGAAUGGUGUGUCUCAAUGGUUAAGUACCUCUCGAAAAAAACUGCUCAUUGACUGUAUGUGCUAUUUAUUGCUCUGCCACUAACCAAUUUAACCAUCUUCACAAGAUUUGAGCCUACAAUCUUUAUACUCAUUUGAUAGCUAUUUGAAUAAAUUUAUAUUGCAUAUGAA